Messenger RNA from Spea bombifrons (plains spadefoot toad), 1914 nucleotides. RefSeq names its product coiled-coil domain containing 96 (gene CFAP184). Bases 1 to 1632 code for a protein of 543 amino acids. Gene Ontology annotation, biological process: cilium assembly. The record is from RefSeq and is a predicted model, not a curated record. Gene Ontology annotation, cellular component: axoneme; ciliary basal body. The transcript has a single exon. Lineage: Eukaryota; Metazoa; Chordata; Amphibia; Anura; Pelobatidae.
AUGGAAUCAACGGUAACCGAUGUGGAAAACGUUGAUACGAAUUCCUUUACAGAUGCCGAGACCGGGAGCCAAGAGCCCCGACCCCCGCUCCCUGACACAGCAAACGGGGCGAAGGAGAAUCUGUCACUGACAGAAGACGACAAACAUCAUGGAGUUGGGGAGGAAGGCGGCGAAGAGCUGGAUAAAGAUGAAAGGGGGGACAAGGAGGUGAGCGCCAGUGAGGAAGGGGGUCACGAGAAAGAAGGUACUCAGCUUCUAGACACUAGGGAGGAAGGUGAUUAUGAGGAAGCACCUGGAACAGACGAGGAGAAAACCGGAGAAGAAGCUGUUAAGGAGAUGGUUGCAGUGACCGGGGCAAAUACCAGAUCACAGGAGCAAGCAGAGGAAGACAACACCCAACCCCCAGUCUCUGAUCAUCAGACUCAGCCUACAGAGACCAGUGACCCCUCAAAGAUGACUGAAAACAUGUCUGACACUGGAAUAUCGGAAAUGGAUGGGGCUGUCACUGUGUCCCCCGAGGUAGACGACACGGAGGAUAAAGAAGACCAAACCAAGAGCGUGUCUCAAGACGAAGGAGAUGGCAGAGAUGACGAGGAUAUAAAGCCAGAGGAUGGGGAAUCUGAGGAAAGCGAUACUGAGGAUGAAAUGAAAGAAAUCCUAAUUCAGCAGUACCAAGCUCUGGUUUUGGAGCGUGAGAAGGUCCAACAACAAAAUACACAACUUCAGCACAAGCUCUAUGAAUACUUUCGCCGUAAAAAGGGUGAAGACACGCGACCUGAAGGCGACAAGCAUGUCCCGGACCAAGAGCAGCGCUACGUGAAGUAUCUGUCCACCUUGGAGGAGGUGAGGAAGAAAUUCAUGUUAGACGCUGACUGCCAUCAGCAGGAAAUUAACCAGCUCCGGGCCGAGUGCGAGGACGUUGUUAACCGUGUUGACAUGGAGUGGGCCGCUUUCCAGGAACACAAAAAAAAGAUAACCCUUUAUGGCCACCAUGGUGUUGGGAAACGCGUAUCUCCUGUGUUGGUUCAGGAGAUCGAGCAGCUGCAGGCUAGGGAAGAACGCAAGGAGAAGGAGGUCAUUCAGGUUCGCCUGGAAAACAUAAAGCUCAAGAAUAAGAUCCAACGUUUUGAAUCCACUUUAAAGUCCAAAGAAGAAUUGUCCGAGGGCCUUCACCUCAUUGACUUUGAGCAGCUAAAGAUUGAGAACCAAACGUAUAAUGAGAAGAUCGAGGAGCGGAACGAGGAGCUGCUGAAACUCAGAAAGAAGAUAACUAACACGGUGCAGGUUCUCACCCACUUAAAAGAAAAACUCCAGAGUGUCCAGGCGGAAAAUCAAGAGAAGAGGGAGCGACUGAUGCAGGUGGAGGAAGUGGUGGCCCGCAAAAGGGACAUACUGACUAAAACCAAACAGGCGAGAGAUAGCUUGAGAAUAGAUAACCUGAAAUUAAAACAACAAUGUGGGCUGCUGGGCAACAAAACCCUCCUUAGAGAUUUUGAGGACAAAGUAGAUGCCACCGAAGAACUGCGCCAGAAGCUGGACGUUCUCAAGCGCAGACACGCCGAGCUUACUUUGGCCAGUAAAGGGGUGAUUAAAAAAAUAGAUGAGGCAAAGUUGGCUAUGAAAGAAAUCUAAAUGAGUUAUUCUGUGCAGAUAGAACUUCUUUCCAUAUCUCCCCAGCACCAGCGUGCCUCUUAUCUGUUAUGUUUGGUUUCAGAGCACUUUCUUCUUUCUAGGAGCGUAGGUUAUUCAUGUGAUGUCAAUAUAUGUUAAUAAUAUAUGAAUAUGGCACGAUAUGUAAGACAACAGCCACGGAUAAAGUCUUUUAUCAGAAUAAAAUCACAUUUCUUUCUCACUAUGUAUCUGGAUAGCUGUGUUUAUAUUCAGCACUGAAGACACUGUUUCCAUGGGACUGUA